CUACUUAAAAAAUAAGUAAUCCAUGUAUCGUCAGUUUUUCCUGCCUCCGCUCAGAUCUUCGCCCGCCCGCUCGUCCGCCCGUCGCGACCCCUCUAUCGUCGUCCCCCCAACCUCUGUCGCGCACUUCUCCGUCAUCAUAGACGGCGGCAGCACCGGCACCCGGACCCACAUCUUCGCCGCGGGGCUCGUGAUGCGUGUCUCCUCGGGGCUCUCAUCCUUCGCCGCCGAGGUGGCGUGCGCAGGGGAGUCGCUGAGGCCGCUGAUGGGGUUCGCGAGGGAGAGGGUCGGGGGCACCACUGCGGAGACAGAGGUGCGGCUGGUGGCCACCGCCGAGCUGCCCCAACGCCAGCUCCAAGGCACCCAGCGUCCCCUCCUUCAACGCGCACAAUGACCCGGUCCUUCCCACCGUCACCUUCUCACUGCCCUCGACGCCCGCGUCCCGGCGGGAGCUCCGCCGCCGCCUCUCCCCCAAGCUCGCUCAGGUGUGCGCCACCUCCAAGCGCCUCAACUCGCUCCAGGCUCCCGCCCCUUCCUACGCGCUCUCCGCCACCGACCCCUCCACCCCACUCCCGCCACACCCGCCCGCAUCCAAGCACAAAUCCAAGAAAGGGGCAGCAGCGCACCUGCCCGUCUCGACGGCGGCACAAGCUCUACGCGCCCGUGUUUAAGAACUGUGCCGUGCUUCCCAGCAGGCUGAUGAAGCCCAAGCACAGCUGGGUGUUCAACAAGCCGGUCGACACUAUCGGUCUCGGUCUGCACGACUACCACACCAUCAUCACCAAGCCCAUGGACCUCGACACUGUCAAGUCCAAGCUAGCCGCCGGGCACUACAAGUCACCACGAGAAUUCGCUGGGGAUGUGUGUCUGACGUUCCAGAACGCCAUGACGUACAACCCCAAGGGGCAGAAUUUUGAUUCACUUAUGCCAAAUUUGAGAUGCUUUCCUUUUAAAUAAAUGAGCCAAUAUGUGAAAUUCGAUCACAAUGUCAUCCAUGACAGCAAAGAGGAAGGGCCAAGGAACAACAGUUUGUCCAAAAGGUGCAGGAAAUGCUUAUGGAGGAAGAGAACAAGAGGAUACAUAUUGUGCAAGGACUACCAUGGACUACUGAUGAGCCUGAGUGCUUGUUGAAGCCACCUGUCAAAGAAAGAACUGAGCCGAUCGACCUUGUUCUCCAUAGCGAUGUACGCGCAGUUGAACGUGUUAAAUUUGAUCAAUAUUGUUCUCAUCCUACCUGUGUGUUGCGUAUCACCCUCUUUGUGCACGUGCUGCUAAUCUUUGUGUUGAGCUUGAAGAUGAUGACAAAAUCCACCUCAUGUUACUUGAUGAGGAUGAGGAUCCAUGCAUUCGGCUACUCUUGUACUGCAAAAAGCACAGACAGCCAUCUGCUGAACGCCCAUCUCUAAAAAGUGACCCUGAUGAGCGCGCUCAGGUAGUUCAGACGAAUUUGGCUUCAUCAUCUGGUUGUGCAAGGACAGGUAAGAGAACAAGAAAUGCUAAUUCGGCAUGGAGUUUCUUAAUGUUCUCUGUACGCUAAAUUCGACUACGCAUUAAGAAAAUCACCUUAACUGUGAUCUUGAUUGUGGAUUUUAGUCUCCUGUUAGAUGUUGGGUUUGUCAUUCAGGUAUUUGUUGCUAUUUUGGUUUGUUGGUGAAUAUCCUUGUUCCCUUGUAGCAUCAUGUGACUUGAAGCUGCGUAGUUAUGCAUAUGUUGCGAAUUUAACAACUGUUUAUUUUAUAAAACACUUAUGGUUGCUCGUUAGACUAUCAAUACCAGACAGUAGAAAUCGGAGUAGACUAUAACGAUCUAUUUCGCUAAAUUUGCACUUUUUCAUUGCUACUAAGCUAACUUUCCUGAUUUUGCUACUACU
Phragmites australis (common reed) is the source of this 1867-nucleotide messenger RNA. RefSeq lists its product as uncharacterized. NCBI's taxonomy places the organism in Eukaryota, Viridiplantae, Streptophyta, Magnoliopsida, Poales, Poaceae. The coding region runs from base 1047 to 1403 and encodes 118 amino acids. The transcript has 4 exons. The record is from RefSeq and is a predicted model, not a curated record.